AAGCUAGACUGUGGCCGUCUGGAAACCGCGAAUCUUCUUAAACUCCGAUUUUCAAAAAGUCCACCUGCUUUCGGCAUCUCCGAUUCCUUCUCAGCUACACCGCCACAUAAAAUCCGAAGACUCGAAUCAGCCAUCACUCUGCUUUCCCUCCCCGUUCGUUGCGCCUCCAAACGCGCCGCUGAAUCUUCGGGAAGCUCAGAACUAUGGCAAUGGCUGGACUGUACCGUCGGAUCCUCCCAUCUCCUCCCGCGAUCGAUUUUGCUUCUUCCGAAGGAAAGCAAAUUUUUCUUGAGGCGCUUCAAAAUGGAACCAUGGAAGGUUUCUAUAAGUUGAUAUCGUCCUUCCAGACGCAGUCUGAGCCUGCCUACUGCGGUCUGGCAAGCCUUUCUAUGGUCUUGAAUGCACUUGCAAUUGAUCCUGGGAGGAAAUGGAAAGGUAACAGCAGCAAUAGGUUCUUGAUUGCAGCUCUGUGUGAGUUUGGUCUCAAGUAUGAAUUGCGUCAGGCUAGAGUCUUGGUUCAGACAGGGACUGGUCAUUUUUCACCUAUUGGUGGUUAUCAUGCUGGAAGGGACAUGGCUUUGAUUUUGGAUGUUGCACGAUUUAAGUAUCCUCCACACUGGGUUCCACUAAGUCUUCUCUGGGAAGCCAUGAAUGCAAUUGACGUGACAACUGGACAUCAUAGAGGGUUCAUACUCUUAUCACGGCCUCGUACAGAGCCAGGACUGCUUUAUACCCUUAGCUGUAAGCAAGAGAGUUGGAGUGGCUUCGCCAAGUAUCUAAUUGAUGAAGUUCCUGUGCUCUUGAAGUCUGACGAUUUGGAAGAUAUUGACAAGCUACUUCAAGUCGUCUUAGUGUCCUUACCAUCACAUUUUGGCGAUUUCAUCAAGUGGAUUGCUGAAGUUCGAAGACAAGAGGAUGGUGGUGAGAACAUAAGCCAAGAGGAGAAAGGACGACUAGCCAUGAAGGUUGAAUGGUUCUCUGUGGCAUACCAACUGGAGAUGCUGAGAUCGGAGAUUUUUAUCCGAUUAGGCCUGAAUGCCAAGCUGAUGUUCCCAAGACCCGUUUUAGGCCUCGCGCUGGGAAAACCCUUAGCGCAAGAAGAUGGCAUGCUGCAUUUUCUGAAGAUGGUCAUCUGGAUAUUGCCAAGGUCCUUAGAAGGAUACAACGAGGGGGCAAAUGAUAUAGUUUGUGAAAUUGUAGGUUUGGAUGUUGUUCGCACAGAUCAAUCACUUGAGUUUUAUCAGAAUGAAGUUAAUUCUGCCAAGCUUUGGGAUAUACUAGCAGUGUAUUCUUGGGUUGAUAUGGACAUUGGUUACAUGCAAGAAGAUUUAGAUGGAGGUGAAUAUUUGUUUGCGUUUCGAAUGCUGAUGGUGCUCUUCCGGAGGGAAUUUUCCUUCGUAGACUCGUUGUAUCUUUGGGAGCUGAUGUGGGCUAUGGAGUACAACCCAAAUAUCUUUACCAUGUAUGAAGAGUCCAAAGAGGCUGAUGAAGAAGAGGAGAAAGAGGUAGCAGCACCUGCAUCAAAUAACAAGCAACAACUACAACAAUAUGGCAAGUUUGAAAGGAAGUAUGUGCAGACUGGCAUUACAGACCAACAUAGCGCACUUUCUAUCUUUCUAGUGGCAAGCAUUCUCGAGGCUAAGAACAAGAAGAUCUUGAAAGAAGCUAAAGGGCUGGAUGAUGUUGUCCAGAUAUUGGGCGAUGCUACAGGAAAUUUGGAUGCUAAGAAGGUAUGUCAAGAGGCCUUGAAGAUACACAAAAAGUACUUGAGCCAGGCCAAGAAGUGAUAAAAGAUGGAAUAUUACUGCAGAGCACUAGCUAAAACUUUGGAAGGCAAGGAAGUGAAGAUUGGGUACUCCACCAAAUGUUACAAAUAGUAUCAUGGUGUUUGCUUUGGAUUUGGAGGAUUCCUCAUAAAAAGCUUUUAGGUAUAAGGGGGAGUGUCAUUUCCAUCUAUUGGAUGGAGCUAUUUCAUUUUAUUUCCACUCAACUAUGUUUCACUUUUUCCAGUAUAUAUGUCAUUUUCCCUGUUGUUGUAACCUAAACAAAGUAAAUACAUGUUGUAUCAAAUUAGAACAAAAAAUCUUGACAAAUUUGCUGCUCUAUUCCUAAUUCUUUUUGGUGGUCAAAACUAAGGGCUCAACCAAUGUUAGGUAUCAUUAUCAAGGCAAUAGUAGCCUCUUGGAAUAUUCCUCUAGAAUUUGGCCAACUCUUAACCACUAACUAUUAUCUCUUUUGUGACGUAUACAUAAUACUCG
Molecule: messenger RNA, 2258 nt
Organism: Linum tenue
Lineage: Eukaryota; Viridiplantae; Streptophyta; Magnoliopsida; Malpighiales; Linaceae
Source: the annotation of a GenBank genome assembly